AUUUAUUCUCCCCUCCCCACCCCCAUCGCCCCAUCCCAUCCGGCCGUCUCUCUCCCCUUCUUCCAAAUCCUAUGAAUAGUAGUAGUAUCGGCCUCUCCGCUAUCGGCAAAGGCUCACGCUACAACACCAUCGCGGCAAUUAACCAACCGCCACUCGCCAUUAAGCAGCAGCUAUAGCCUAUAGCGCGCUCCCGUUGAGGCCUCGUGAAGGCUAGCUAGCCGGCGAUCGAUCGAUCCAUCGAGAAGCUAGCACGUGCUCCGGCGGAUAUAUAUGUUUCCGGCGGCGGAGGCGGCGACGUUCGUCGUCGAGGCGGGUGUGGCGGCGCCGAGGCAGGGAGAGGCGGCGGCGGGGCUGCCGCCCUUCUUCAUGGGAUCCAUGUGGCCGGCGGCGGCGGCGGGCGGAGGAGGCGCGGGCGCGGCGGGCUCAGAGGAGGAGGACGAGGCGGCGGUGGCCAUGGCUGAGGCGGCGCUGCACGAGCGCGCGGUGGCGGCGACGAGGAACCACCGAGAGGCGGAGAAGCGCCGCCGCGAGCGGAUCAAGUCGCACCUCGACCGCCUCCGCGCCGUCCUCGCCUGCGACCCCAAGAUUGACAAGGCGUCGCUGCUGGCGAAGGCGGUGGAGAGGGUGCGCGACCUGAAGCAGCGCAUGGCCGGCAUUGGCGCCGAAUCGGCCGCGGCGACGCCGCAGCUGUUCCCGACGGAGCACGACGAGAUCGUGGUGCUGGCUUCGUCGGGCGGCGUGUUCGAGGCCUCCGUCUGCUGCGACGACCGCUCCGACCUCCUCCCGGGCCUCAUCGACACGCUGCGCGCGCUCCGCCUGCGCACCCUCCGCGCCGAGAUGGCCACCCUCGGCGGCCGCGUCCGCAACGUGCUCGUCCUGGCCCGCGACGCCGGCGCUGAGGACGACGAUGGCGGAGGUGACUUCCUCAAGGAAGCGCUGAGGGCGCUCGUGGAGAGGCACGGAGCGGCGGCCGGCGCCGGAGACCGGCCCAAGAGGAGACGCACUGUCUCCGACAUGAACGUGCAAGCGGCAGCCUAGUCUCUGUACCUGAUUGCAUUCUCAAAUUAUCAUGCUCGUAAGCCAUGGUAUUGCUACUAUACGUGCUUGCUUUCCAAGUUAUUAGUUUUUGUGUGCCGAUUAAGUGUAGUAGUACUCCCGUAGUAGUUAAUCCAGAUGUGGCUAACACUCUCUUUGGUGAUGCCAAUAUGUCAUGUGUAAUUAGGAAUAUAUAUUACCUUUACCAUUAGGGUUUGCUAGCUUGAGCUUUAAUCAAAUGUUGCUCCAAGGCCAUUAUAUUGCAAAACUCAGGACACCCUAGAAUAAUAAUCAGUAUAUUCACAACUCAA
Molecule: messenger RNA, 1346 nt
Organism: Brachypodium distachyon (stiff brome)
Lineage: Eukaryota; Viridiplantae; Streptophyta; Magnoliopsida; Poales; Poaceae
Product: transcription factor bHLH106
Exons: 2
Coding region: 271-1038 (255 amino acids)
Biological process (GO): regulation of DNA-templated transcription
Molecular function (GO): protein dimerization activity; DNA-binding transcription factor activity
Source: RefSeq, a predicted model, not a curated record